CCGAGCAGUACGCGCGACGGGCCGACCGCGGAAAAGCUCAUCAUCCCGUCGAAAGUCCGGCGACGCCGGAGUAGCGCGUUUCCCGAACAGUCGUAGUCGGCAUACCGCGGUGGACAAAGAUCGAGCACCCGUCAGCUCCUUCGUCGUCCGAUAUGUCGCGUAUUUGCGUGAGCGCUGCCCAAUAACGCCACGACACAUGACAUUGGAUAAUAUUUUAAUAUAAUAUUAAAUAUAACAAUAAUAUAGUGUUCCCGUUGCACUGAGCUUCACCCGUAUUAUAUAGUCACUGGCCGUCGCGUGAUAGACGACGGCAACCACACCAUUGUUUUCCGUUUUGGAUUCAUUUUUCGAAUAUCAUUGUUUUUCGAAAACUCGAUUUUGAAGUACAUAUUAUUCUCAUUCGGGCGAGACAGCGGCGCGGCCGCUUAUACUACGUCCGGACAUGAAGGACGCCGACGAAUGUUGCGGGACCACCAUUUUCGGGUGUUUUCCAGGCGCGAGGCGCAAAAAUAAACCGUCAAAGGAGAAAGUGCAGCCACCGGAACAGCAUUUGAAGGACAGCCCUGGCGGCUCGGUACAGGCUUUCUACCGGCAAAAUCGCGGCAAGUCUUGCCGGAAAAUCAUGCGGUUCAACGGAUAUCCGAACAAAGUUCUUCUUUACCCAGAAGAAGGAUGGGCACGGAGUGCAGUUUCGAGUUACUGGACCCUCACGCCAACUUGGUGGAAUCGAAGCAAAUGCAAAGUAGUAGAAGUAACAGGAACUAGAAAGUACACAACAUUGGCUAAAAUGGUAGACACCGAUACCGGCAAUCUUUUCAUUGUUGGUUCGUUUAAUAAACGUACUGAUCCAGAUUUCAAAUUAUGCCUUACGUCCGAUGUAAGCACAGCGGACUUCAACAUGGGCUACAGUAUUACCGGUUCGUUGGAGUGUGGAUCAACAAAAAAUAACAGUUUCCAGACAACGCAUUUCGCCGUAAUUCGAAGAAGAGAUUUUGAUAUAAAUCGACCUUAACAAUAAAAAGUAACUCAAAAAAGGAAAUACAAUGAUUAUUCCGACCAAUAGAUGCAAAUCUGAGACUAUUCGCUGAUUCAUGUGUAUUCAAUCCUAAAUAAUUACAAAGAUAAUAAUACAUUAAUGGUAUACAAUAGGCAUAAAAAACAUAACUAAGAGGUAUUUGUGUUCAUAUUUUCGAAACACGCCUACGUUAAAGUUUUUGUAGCAAAAUACAUGAUUUUCGUCAUUAUAAUACAUAAUAUAUAGAUAUUGGUAUGACAAUAUUUUUUGUAGUUAAAGUCAGAAUUCAAAUUCACUGCCAAUUUUUAAUUUUUUUUUUUUUUACUGUAACAUCUUGUAAAUAUGAUAUUUAUUAAAAUCAGUACGAUCAAGUAAAUACGUAGGUUGUUUUUAACAUAAUCACUAAGAAUAGACUUGCACAAUUGUGUUUCCCGGUGCACAUUAAUUACAAGAAUAUAAAUUUGAUUAGGUACUCAGCCGAGAUGAUUUGAAACUAUUUAAUACUUAAAAUACUUCAUAUUUGGUUGUUGAAUGUAAUGGAUAAAUUAAACAAUUUUGUAGGUAUUAUGCAUUACAGUUAGAUGUGAAUGUACGUCGAUUUAAGUUUUACCAUGGAAACGAGCAUAAGUAGUUAAAAAUAUUAAAUCGUAAUAAAUGCUAUCUCGGCUUAUUUCAGAAUUAGUGUUUUUCUAAUUUUAUUAAUACAAAUAAAAUAGUUAUUAAAUAAUAUUAUUUUGAAUAGUUUAAAUCAAAACAAUAAUUAAAUAAUAUUUGAUAAAUAUAUGUUUUUUUUUAAAAUACGUACCAAAUCAAACAAUUUUGUAAUAAGUUGUAUGAUAAUUGAUAACAUUUAUUUGUUUUUAAAUAUUGUUCUUCAAAAAUUAAAACCAUAAUAUGGUUUAAAAAGCCUGUGAAAUGUAAAGUUAUUCUAUGUUAAUUUAUACGUAUUGAUAGCUGUAAUAUAAGUGCAUAAAAAUUACGUAUUUUAAGAGUAGUAUAUGUGUAAGUACCUACUUCUAUAAUUUUAAGUAUAAUAUAAUUAUUAUUAUUUCUAAGUAGAAAAUUUAAUUUUAAAUUUUUUUUGUUACUUUAAAAAAAAAAAUCAAAAUGUAUUAAUUUAUUCUAAAAAGUAAAAAUAAUGGCUUUUAUGUUGUACACAUUUUAAACACAGAUUCGUCACCCUAUAGAUCCAUUUCCAAUGGACAUGGUAAAUAACAUUAAAGCAGGGUGAAGUUUCAGGGAAAAGUUUUAAAAAAAUGCAGAACAUAAAACUUUCUAUUUCAGAUUUUCAGUUAAAGUUUUAAGAAUUCGCAUGAGCUAUAAUGUAAAUUUCUAGCAUUUUAUAUACUUUUCAUUGCAAGUCCAACAAUAAUCCGUACGUGAGUUGGUUUUAUCACUCAAACGUGAUUCAGAUAUAUCUGAUCAGAUGUGUAUGCGCUCAAAUAUCUUGAAUUUCUUAAAAUUUAACAAGUAAUUAUUUUAAUGUUACAUCCGUUUUGUACAACCAAUAUUAUAUUGUUAGCAUCAACAUUGUAAUAAUAAGUAAUUAAUAACUAUAGUAUAAGAGUUAUAAGUCAGAAACAAUGAGUUCAUUAUAAAAAAAUGAUUUUAAAUUAAAAAUACUAUUUAUUAUUCAUGAUUAAUUUGUUUUUUUUUUAAAUAUAGUUAUAAUAAUAUACAUUAAUCGGUGUUUUACGGCCAUAAAAUCAGAUAACCCGUCCAUAAACAUUUUGAUGUCACUAUCCAAUAAACAUCUAACUAUACGUUUAAGAUAUUAUUUUAAAUGUUCUGAUAUUUUUUAAAUAUUUUGCCUACUGCUUUAGUUAAAUCUUUGUGUCCUAAAAAUUAGACUUGUAUACACACUAUCAUAAAGUAUUUUGGUAUAAAAUUAUGAAAUUGAAUAGAACUGUAUAUUAUAAUUAAUUAAUGUAUAAGAUUGUAAAAUAUGCUUUCAUAGAACUGUUUAUUUAUGACUUAAGAUUAGGCAUAAAAAUAUAUGUAUUUAUUGUGUAUUUGCUUUAAUUAUAACACAUUUGUGAUAUUGAAAACAACGUAAAUAAAUGUUUAUCAAUUUGCUAUAUUCA
This is a messenger RNA of Aphis gossypii (cotton aphid), 3099 nucleotides long. RefSeq lists its product as uncharacterized. NCBI's taxonomy places the organism in Eukaryota, Metazoa, Arthropoda, Insecta, Hemiptera, Aphididae. The coding region runs from base 443 to 1012 and encodes 189 amino acids. The record is from RefSeq and is a predicted model, not a curated record. The transcript is spliced from 4 exons.